AUGGCGGCUGGCCGUGGCCAUGAUGCUAUUGUCAAGCUAUUGAUCGAAAAAGGCGCGAGUGUUAACCUGAAAAAGGCCCCUGGAUACCCUUUGGUGAUUGCUGCGUCCAACAACAGGAAAGCUGUGGUCAAAGUUCUACUUGAAAAAGGUGCGGAUUCUAACGCCCGGCGAGAUGAUAGCACAACAUCUCUCCACAUUGCAGUGAUGAGGGGGUGCAGUGAUAUCGUCAGCAUGCUUCUGAAUAAGGGUGCCGACACAGAUCUGGGCGAUAACACAGGCACUACUCCACUUCAUACAGCAGUAUGGAAAAAACACUGCAAAAUCACCCAGCUCUUACUAGAAAGAGGAGCAGCCGUGGGCUCCCGAGACUCUUAUGGACGCACUGCGCUGGACAUAGCCAUGACACACGGCUCUCAGCGAUCGCUGUCUCUGUGUCUGAAGCAUGCGAAAAUAAAUGCUCAGGAUUGCCAGCCGCUGCAUCCUGCCAUAUCUCUGAACAAGACCGCUGUUGUCAGAUGGCUUCUCGAAAAUGGUGCCGACAUCAACCGCAAAGAUUCAAGAGGCCAAACUCCUCUGCUCUAUGCUAUGCUGGAGGCACAUGACCAUCUCGUCGAACUUCUGUUGCUUUACGAUGUGGACCCCGACGCCGAAAGAUACGACGGGCUGACACCGUUGAAGUUAGCCAGUGAAAUAAACCGGGAAGAUUGGGCGCAAAAACUGAGGGCGAAGCGUGAUAAACACAAGUACCGCAGUCAUAGUCUCCAUUCGACUUCCUGA
Molecule: messenger RNA, 777 nt
Organism: Aspergillus fumigatus Af293
Lineage: Eukaryota; Fungi; Ascomycota; Eurotiomycetes; Eurotiales; Aspergillaceae
Product: ankyrin repeat protein
Exons: 1
Coding region: 1-777 (258 amino acids)
Cellular component (GO): nucleus; cytoplasm
Molecular function (GO): protein binding
Source: RefSeq, a predicted model, not a curated record